Messenger RNA from Bactrocera dorsalis (oriental fruit fly), 1759 nucleotides. RefSeq names its product endoplasmic reticulum-Golgi intermediate compartment protein 3. The transcript has 7 exons. The coding region runs from base 224 to 1345 and encodes 373 amino acids. NCBI's taxonomy places the organism in Eukaryota, Metazoa, Arthropoda, Insecta, Diptera, Tephritidae. Gene Ontology annotation, biological process: retrograde vesicle-mediated transport, Golgi to endoplasmic reticulum; endoplasmic reticulum to Golgi vesicle-mediated transport. Gene Ontology annotation, cellular component: Golgi membrane; endoplasmic reticulum membrane; endoplasmic reticulum. The record is from RefSeq and is a predicted model, not a curated record.
CAUCAGUGAAUUAGCAGAAGAAACAACUAGCAAAAUAACAAACGUGCCCUUUUUCUUUAACAGCGCAGCAAUUUUGUUCCGCCUUCUAUUUCAAUUCCUUAAAAUGUUUAAUAAUAUUAAUCUUUAAAAAGCCGACAGUUGAGUAUUGCUGAAAUCGAGAACGUAGGUUUGUAGCCAUUUUUAAUUGUAUAGAAUUACAAUAAUUGAGGAACUACGGUGAAACAUGAGAAUCGCGGAUGUGCUCCGCCGGUUGGAUGCAUAUCCACGUACACUUGAGGAUUUCAGUGUGCGCACUGUAAGCGGUGCUGCAGUUACCCUGAUCAGCACCAGCAUCAUUGUUAUACUGAUAUUUCUAGAAUGCAUUGCCUAUAUGCGUCCGAAUCUCACAGAGGAGCUAUUUGUAGAUACUACACGCAAUCACAAGCUACGAAUCAAUUUGGAUUUAACCAUACACAAUUUAGCUUGCAGCUAUGUCUCACUGGAUGCAAUGGAUUCUUCAGGUGAUCAACAUUUACAAGUUGAUCAUAAUAUUUUCAAACAUCGUCUAGAUUUACAGGGUAAUCCAAUGAAAGAAACUGAGCCCAUAAAAGAAAUUGUUGCUGUGUCGCCAUCAAAUAAAAAUACCACCUGUGGUAGUUGUUACGGCGCCGAGCGUAAUAGUACACAAUGCUGCAAUACUUGUGAAGAAGUGUUGGAGGCUUAUCGCCACAUGAAGUGGAAUGUGCAAUUAGAUAAAAUCGAACAGUGUAAGGACCAGUUUAAACGCAAUGAUAUUGAUGCAUUUAAAGAAGGUUGUCGUGUGCAAGGCCACUUAGAAGUUAAUAGAAUGGCUGGUAGUUUCCAUAUAGCACCUGGUAACAGCUUCUCAAUUAGGCAAUUUCAUAUACAUGACUUUCAAUUCUCUGAUGUGAAAUUGGACCACACAAUUAAUCAUUUGUCUUUUGGUGAUAAAAUUGAAUUUGCCAAGACGCACCCACUUGAUGGGUUACAUGUAGAAUCAGACAAAGACGUAAAAAGCGAAAUGUAUAAUUACUAUUUGAAAAUUGUGCCUACAAUGUAUGCAAAAGUGAAGAGCCCGCCAAUACAUACCAACCAGUUCUCAGUGACGCGCUACAAGAAGGACCUUUCGAAUAGGGAGCGUGGAAUGCCGGGUAUUUUCUUCAGUUAUGAAUUAUCGCCGCUGAUGGUGAAAUAUGAAGAAAAGCAAAGAUCAUUUGGCCACUUUGCCACGAAUUGCUGUUCUAUAAUCGGUGGGGUUUUUACUGUUGCUGGGAUUAUUGCCGUUUUCCUGAACAGUUCGUUAGAAGCACUGCAGCGUAAAUUGGAAAUAGGAAAGCUGAGUUAACAACAAACGCGAUGCACAAUAUUCUUUACGAAAGUUUUCAAAUUGUUUACAUGAAUUUACCAGACUGCAGGUUAUAUUUAUAGACCACUUACGACUAAUUGUCGCUUCCUACUAACUACAUUUACAUAUAUGUAUGUAUGUAUGUAUUAUUGGAAGCGUUUGCGUGCACAUUCCGGUGCUGUGUUUUUUAAGAAUCUCUUCUAUAUAUCAUAUGCAUUUAACUUUAUGCUUGUAUCUUUCAAAUUUUUUUUUGUUAUUUGUUUCUAUUAAUUUGUGUUUUGCCUCUUACUUUUCACAUGUCCAACAUUUUUCUCUGUGUAUAAUGGAUUUUAUAUAUUGACUAUUCCAAAAGUGUAAAUUUUGUUUUAUAUUUUAGCUCAAAUUCGCAUAAUAUAAUAUUUAUAUAAUAUUCAA